Messenger RNA from Rattus rattus (black rat), 1635 nucleotides. It is a transcript of the gene Itgb1bp1, whose product is annotated as integrin subunit beta 1 binding protein 1. Gene Ontology annotation, biological process: negative regulation of focal adhesion assembly; negative regulation of substrate adhesion-dependent cell spreading. The transcript is spliced from 8 exons. The record is from RefSeq and is a predicted model, not a curated record. Lineage: Eukaryota; Metazoa; Chordata; Mammalia; Rodentia; Muridae. Gene Ontology annotation, cellular component: cytoskeleton; ruffle; lamellipodium. Gene Ontology annotation, molecular function: integrin binding. The coding region runs from base 588 to 1190 and encodes 200 amino acids.
CAUGCUAGGGGCGUGGCCUAGCGGACCGUGGCAGGAAAACUGGCAAAGAUGGAGCUGGAUUACGAACGGGAGUAGCCUCCCGGACACCGCUCCUGGACCAUCCCACACCCCGCGAGGCGGGGGAGACCGGGGGACGAACCGAGGAAGCGAGGUGAGAACCGGGCCUCGCCCCAGCCAGGCCAGAGGACGCGGGGAAGGUGGGGGGAGUCCUCCGAAGCCAGCCAUUGCUCCCCCCCAUUCCCUCCUUGUCCCGAGGCGGAGGCACGAACUGAGUGUAAACCGAGGGAAAGGAAGAGGAGUCAGCGCCCGGUCUGGGAGGGACCCGCGUUCCUGAGACAGGUCUACUGCCUGCCUCCCCGGGGACCAGGCUCCGCAAGAGCCUGAGGCCUCUCUCUGAUUGCUGCUGCACCGUUGGGGUUGGAGUUAGCGGUCUACAUCCUCACUUGUGCGAGGCAUAUGUGCGGAGAGCUUUGGAAGCCUGAUCUUGUCGGGAUCCCCAAAGGCCCAGUGUUCAGCCUGAGGAGGACUGGUACUGGAGACAACACUUCUUCCACUGGGCAUCUUCUCUGACCAAGCUAUGGUGAAAGAUGUUUCGCAAAGGCAAGAAGAGACACAGCAGCAGCAGUUCCCAGAGCAGUGAAAUCAGUACAAAGAGCAAGUCUGUGGAUUCCAGCCUUGGAGGGCUUUCAAGAUCCAGCACCGUCGCCAGCCUCGAUACAGACUCCACUAAAAGCUCAGGACAAAGUAACAGCAAUUUAGACACGUGUGCUGAGUUCCGAAUAAAGUACGUUGGUGCCAUCGAGAAACUGGCUGUGUCUGAGGGGAAGAGCCUCGAAGGACCACUAGACCUGAUAAAUUACAUAGAUGUCGCCCAGCAAGAUGGAAAGUUGCCUUUUGUUCCCAUGGAAGAGGAGUUUAUUCUGGGCGUUUCUAAGUACGGCAUAAAAGUCUCGACCACGGAUCAGCAUGGUGUUCUGCAUAGGCAUGCCCUGUAUUUAAUCAUCCGGAUGGUGUGUUACGAUGAUGGCCUGGGAGCUGGGAAGAGCUUGCUGGCACUCAAGACCACCGAUGCAAGCAAUGAAGAAUACAGCCUGUGGGUUUACCAGUGUAACAGCCUGGAACAAGCCCAAGCAAUCUGCAAGGUCUUAUCCACAGCGUUUGACUCCGUGUUGACCUCUGACAAGUCCUAAACUCUGCAGGCAAGUGGAAACUGACCCAUUGAGAGCUCACCUUUCCUGCAUCUGUCUGCAGCCAUAGACUGUUAGAGGGUGUAAAACUUGACCCAGUUUUCUAAAGUGUAAUUUAUAAAAUAUUGGUCUUGUACUAAAAGGUGUCGUUAACAGUAGGUCAACGUCCAAUAAAUUACCUGCUUUCUGGACUAAAGAGAAACCUUGGGGUCGGGACAAACGGCCUGGUACUUAAGAGCAUUUGCAGAGGGUUCAGUUCUCAGCACCAAUAUGGUGGCUCAAAACUGCCCGUAACUCCAGUUCCAGGAGAUCUGACCUCCUCUUCUGGCUUCCUUAGGUACCAGGCAUACAUGUGGUGUACAUACAUACAUACAUACAUACAUACAUACAUACAUACAUGCAGCCACUCACCUGUACACAUAAAAAUAAAAUCUAAGAAAGAUAAAGC